CAGUAGGAAAACCUAUACAACGACUUCCAAGAUGAAGGUCCAAAUCUCUCUGUUUUUUGUGGUAGUCAUGUUCUUUGUGUCAGUUUGUAGUCAGUCUGAUGAUACUCCUCAAAUUUACUGUGGAAGGCGACUUGCUCAAACAAUGGCUAUGUUGUGUUAUCAGAAACCUUAUAAGAGAUCAGACUACAACUCCAUCCAUCUUGGCUACGAGCCCGAAUUCAGCUGGCCCUGGCUCUCCCGAGGUCUAGGGCACAUGCAAGACCGGGGCAUCGCCAUGGACAUGAACAGAGGCAAGAGGGGCAUCAUCGAGGAGUGCUGCCAGAAUUCCUGCUCCAUCCAGACACUGAUGAGUUACUGCUAACUUCACGGACCUGCGGCAUUGGUUGAUUGACUAUGGUUUUUUGAGUAGUGUUAAGCUUUAGAUUAAAUGCAUAAUGUUUGUUAUCUUUUAGCGUGUAUUUUGUAUCAUUUGAUAUUACCCGGACCAAGCUUGCAAAAUGUGUCUGUGUCAUUAAUGUUAAUUUUAUAUGAAAAAAUAUGUCAUAGGUAUAUAAAUGACACUCAUAUUUUGUUUUAUCAGUACAAUUUAAGUAGUUAACUAAUGGACGAGACAAAAAUAGUAAUGUUAAGUGCUAUUUUUGUUUUGCUUCAAAUAAAAAAUACAAUAAUGGAGGUACUGUAGGUAGGUAGAAACUUCUUGAGCUAACGGCGAGACGGCAAGAACAAAAAAUGUAAAACUUUACUAGAAAAUUAUAGCAUUUGUUAAGAAAAUUGAUGCAUUGUGACCAGAAAUGUUUCUAUUUUCGCUUCUCUUUUAUUUAGUAAAUAUUAAACUUGGAAGCAUUUGGUUUUGUUUUGAGGUAGGUGGACCAAAUAUGACGUAAAGUUUGUAACCUAGUUCUGUCUUAUCAUCAUGAGAUUUUAAGAUAAGUAAAAUAUUUGAUUCGAAGUGAAUUAAACUGAAAUAUUUAAUAAAUAGGAGAGAUCUGCUAGACUUAGCUUCAAUUUCAAAUGUAUUGUUAUAAAAUGUGUAUUUGUUUGCGUUGUUA
Messenger RNA from Leguminivora glycinivorella, 1049 nucleotides. RefSeq names its product bombyxin C-1-like. The transcript has 2 exons. Gene Ontology annotation, cellular component: extracellular region. Gene Ontology annotation, molecular function: hormone activity. NCBI's taxonomy places the organism in Eukaryota, Metazoa, Arthropoda, Insecta, Lepidoptera, Tortricidae. The coding region runs from base 32 to 361 and encodes 109 amino acids. The record is from RefSeq and is a predicted model, not a curated record.